Messenger RNA from Fonsecaea nubica, 1599 nucleotides. RefSeq lists its product as hypothetical. The coding region runs from base 1 to 1599 and encodes 532 amino acids. The transcript has 4 exons. The record is from RefSeq and is a predicted model, not a curated record. Gene Ontology annotation, molecular function: aspartate kinase activity. Gene Ontology annotation, biological process: amino acid biosynthetic process. Lineage: Eukaryota; Fungi; Ascomycota; Eurotiomycetes; Chaetothyriales; Herpotrichiellaceae.
AUGACCACGCCCUCUCUCUCUAACGGUGUGCGCGCCGAGGUCCCGCUCGUCAACGGGGUCAAUGGCACCCGUACACCAAGGUCUCGUCCAGUUAAUGUCUUGAAAUUUGGCGGAACUAGUGUUGGAAAAUUCCCUUUGGAUAUUGUCAAUGUCGUCAAAUCUUGUUCCUUGGACACCGAUGUUGCAAUAGUCUGCUCAGCAAGAUCGAGCAGCACCAAGGCCGCAGGCACGACGAACCGUCUGUUGCGGGCGGCAGCCGAGGCAGAGAACCACCGAUCCCAAGAUUUCAAACGGUUAAUCCAAGAUGUUCGGGCCGAUCACUUGGGGGCUGCUGAAACGUACAUACAGUCCGAGAAGAUACGGACGCAGUUACGGGCACGGUUUGAAGAUGAGUGUUCGUUGGUGGAGCGGAUAUUGGAGGCUGCCCAGACUUUGGGCGAGACGAGUCCCAGAUCCAGAGACAAGGUUAUGAGCACAGGCGAAAAGCUCAGCUGUCACUUCAUGGCAGCACUGCUGCAGGACCGAGGUAUUGACGCCGAGUUCGUCGACCUGGCGGACGUGAUUGAUUUCAAUGUCUCCCACGGUCUGGACCAGCAAUUCUACGACAACAUGGCAUCGAAUUUGGCAAAACGGCUCCAAGACAUCCCUUCUGGGGUGGUGCCCGUAAUUACAGGAUACUUUGGCGCCAUCCCGAGAGGUUUGUUGAUGACAGUUGGUCGAGGAUACACCGACCUGUGUGCCGCCCUCGUUGCCGUCGGCAUAGGAGCCAACGAGCUACAAAUAUGGAAAGAAGUGGAUGGCAUAUUUACGGCUGACCCGCGCAAAGUCCCGACAGCGCAACUGAUUCCUCGGAUAAGCCCAGCAGAGGCUGCUGAACUCACAUUUUACGGAUCCGAGGUCAUUCACCCUUCCACCAUGGACCAGGUCAUCCGAGCACGGAUACCUAUUCGGAUAAAGAACGUGAUGAAUCCACGAGGAGGGGGCACCAUCGUCUAUCCAGAUUCUCCGUCAGAGCUGGCCUCCAAGUCGGCAGGGCACGACCCCACGCUCUUCCGUUCGAGGAGCCCUAGCCAGCUCUCGGAGGGUGAGACGCCGAAGCGCCCGACAGCAAUUACCAUGAAGCACAAGAUCUUGGUCAUGAAUAUCCACUCCAAUAAACGAGCAUUGUCCCAUGGGUUCUUCGCCGGAAUCUUUGCCACCCUCGACAAGUGGCGAUUGUCGGUCGAUGUCAUUUCCACCAGCGAGGUGAAUAUGUCUAUGGCCUUGCAUUCGGAAGCGCCCCUCUACACGGGCGGAGGCGAUGACGAAUACCAGAUCGUGGAUCAGGAUCUUCGGGGCGCGAUCGAGGAAUUGCAAAACUUUGGGACUGUGGACAUCAUUCCGGAAAUGGCGAUUGUCAGUCUCGUCGGGAAGCAGAUGAAGAAUAUGAUCGGCAUUGCUGGAAAGAUGUUCUCGACCCUGGGCUCGAAUCAUGUGAACAUCGAAAUGAUCUCGCAAGGGGCUAGUGAGAUCAACAUCUCUUGUGUGAUUGCAGAACGCGACGCCGAUCGAGCUUUAAACAUCUUGCACACCAACUUGUUUACCUUCCUCGAACCCUGA